UGCUUAUUGAAAACAUGGAAGAUCCAAAGGAAGCGAAAUAUUUCCCAAUCCUCUUAGUCCAAGUUAAGUAUGAUGUAGAAGUGAAGGCUAAAACAAAGAAGGAAAAAGACCCCAAUCAACUAGUAUUCAAGGGCUCAAUGCCUUGAAAACUGGUCAAUGUCUUAGGAACUAUUCUUGAAGUUCAUAAAUAAAGACCAAAGAUUGCUGAUUGAUGACUCUACAGAUACCAGGGUGGUAGAGAUCCCGAAUUUUACAGAAUUUCAGUUAGAAUCCGGUAUAUCUAUCGAUAUCCUUGGUGAACUCAAAAUAGUCCAAGGCAGAUUCGUUAUACAAGCUCAUAAGAUUUGAGUUUUAGAGAAAUAUUCUGAAUUUUUGAGUAAAUUAUACCUCAUCCUCGAGACUCAAUAUUAUUACUUCAAGGAUAACCUCUUCCCAACUAUGAAGGAGCACGAAGAGGAUGAAGAGCAGGCAUCUGAGGUUUCCUUCGAUGACAAGAGCGAUGAUGAAACCGAGAGUUUCAAGGAAGAGUUCUUCAACUUCAUGCUUUUUAAUUGCGAUCCUGACCAGAAAUUGACCAGGGCUAAUCUUGAAGAGAAUGAGCAAUAUCUUCGAAAAGCAAGGGAAAUUUUAGCCAAAUAUGCCACUGAAACAACUCCAAAAGAACUCUUGAAAGAUUGUAUCAAUGAAAUGGAGAGUAAAGGAUUUAUAGAUUUUAUCGACCAUAUCUUGCACAGAGAAGUAAUCUGCUCUUCAAGGAAGACUUUAAGAGAUUUUGUUUACUCUAUUAUCGAUAAAUAUCAGAGACAUAUUCCUUUCGACCAUCUUUUGUCAGAAGUUCAGAGUAAAUUUCCAGAUAAGAAUUACAAUGCUAGUAACAUCUCUAAGGUCAUAGACGAGCUGAUCGGGAGGAGCCUAAUCUUCGAGACUUUGCCAAACCUAUUUACAGCAAUCCGGAACGAUCAAAUUUAA
Molecule: messenger RNA, 969 nt
Organism: Moneuplotes crassus
Lineage: Eukaryota; Ciliophora; Spirotrichea; Euplotida; Euplotidae
Source: the annotation of a GenBank genome assembly